Messenger RNA from Anisakis simplex (herring worm), 363 nucleotides. The record is from the annotation of a GenBank genome assembly. Lineage: Eukaryota; Metazoa; Nematoda; Chromadorea; Rhabditida; Anisakidae.
AUGAAAUGUAACCUUGCUGCCUUGAAAGAACCGUACGUAUCGCGACUUGAAGAUGAUGAACUUCUACUUUUGACACGGCGUCGCGGUGGGGUGCGGCUGGAACGCGAUGACUUACGUUUACGCCCUCCCGGCGGAGUUCGAGAUUUGGAGCGUGACACACUGCGUGAGUGCGGCGUGCGAGAACGGGAACGUGACCCGGCCCCGCCUCCACGUGAAGCUUUAGUGCGACGGUCGGAUCGUGAUCUGGAACGUGAACGAGAUCCAUCCUCAGAUGAAUGGUCUUCACGUUCACGUAUCUCAUCUAUUUCAUCUUCUUUACUGAAACGAAAUCUUUGUUUAAUCAUCUCGCUUUUGGAGCACUGA